AUGGAUUGUGUUAUUACAAGUGGAUGGUUACAAAAAUGGUCAUCAAAAGUUUUAUCAGAAAGUGAAAGAUCAAUUUUGGAUAGAUCAUGUUCCGGUACUUAUCAUUCAUCAAUGGCAACACAUGGAGAAGGUUCUUUAAAAGCAAGAUGGUUUAUAUUACAAAAUGAUUUUUUAAAUUAUUAUGAUAGGCCACCUAAAAAAAUUCAAGAUUAUACAUGCUUAAAAGGUCAAAUUUAUUUAAGAGGAUGUAAAUUAAAACAUGGAGGAUUAAUAACACCAAUAUAUCAACAUUGGUCAAUUGGAGUUGCACCAAAUACAUCAGGUAGUAAUCAAGUUUGGAAAUCAAUAGUUGAUCAACAUCAAGUGAAUGGACAAAUGACAAUAUCAUUGGUUACACCAAAUGGUGUGGAAUAUUCAUUCACCAAUAUGGGAGGAUUGACAAAUGAAGAUACAAUUAAAAAUUUAGAGAAUUGGGCAUACUCAAUUUCUUAUGCAAUCUUUUUAUCAAAUAAAACUAAAGAUGAACCAAUGUGUGGUUGGUUAAAUAAACGUGGUGAGAAAGGUCAUCAAUUUAAAAAUACAAAACGUCGUUGGUGUACACUUCAAGGUACAAAGUUACGUUAUUUCUCUUCAAUUCCAAAACAUAAUAAAAUCGGUUCACUUAAAGGUAUAAUAGAUUUAACUCAUCUUUCAGAGAUUGCUGAUAAAGUAUUAACAGAAGUACGUUCUAAAAAUGGUACAUUGGUUAGUAAUGGUAAUCAAGAUUGGAAUGCUCAAAAACCAUUAACCAAUGGUAUAGGUAGUAGUGGAGGUGGAGGUGGUUUAGAUUGUUUUGGUAAUAAUAAUCAAAGUUUUAGUUCUUCUUCUUCUUCACCCUCAUCAUCAUCUACAACAAUAUCAUCUUCACCAAAUAAUAAUUCGUCAUCAUCGUCAUCAAUACAAGAAUUUGAUGAAGUUUCAACUAUUGUAGCAUUAUCAUUAACAAUAAAUAAUGAGAAAAAGUAUGUUUUAAUUUUCGAUAAUAAAGAGGAUAGAAUUAAAUGGGUAAAUGCAAUUACAGCAGCAGUUGAGAAAUCAUAUACAUCUGGUAAUGCAUUGGCAGAGACAGUUGGAGGUGGUGAUGUUUUUCAAAGUAUAAAUAAUAAUAAUGAUAAGCAAGUGUUGGUAUCAGGUUGGAUGAGAAAAACUAAAGCAAACAAAUGGUGGGAGAAAAGAUUUUUCCAACUUACACAAAAUAGUUUAAUCUACUACAAAGAGGAUCCACCUCAGAAAACAUUGGGUUCAAUAUUUCUAUUGGUUUCAUCAUGUAGAAUUAUAAAACAAAAGAGUUUAGAUUCUUUGGAUUGGUGUUUUAGUAUAGCCGAUAGUAGAGGUGUAGAAUACUUUUUCAAUACAGAAACUUCCGAUCAAAUGGAACGUUGGAUUAAAGCAAUUAAAGUUGCUAGAAAAAAAAUGUUAUUAUCAUUAUUGGAUCAAGGUGGUAAAUUAAUCAUUCCAAUUACAAUUGGUAAGGAUUGUGGUUUAAUCACUGUUCAAACUAAAGAAUCAAUUCGUGUAAACUCUCUUUCUAAUAAAUUGGCAUUUGAAAUUCCAAUGCCAAAUGUAAAGUCAGUUUCAGUUUCAGGUGAUCAAAAAUUAGAUGUUUCUUUCUUACCUUUGGAUGGUGAAGUUUCUGAAAAAAAAGUGGAAUUUAUAACUCAAAAUCCACAUGGUGUAUUACAAUUAUUUAAAGAUUUAUUCUCUUCUCAAGAAAAUACUAUAAAUUAA
Dictyostelium discoideum AX4 is the source of this 1767-nucleotide messenger RNA. RefSeq lists its product as hypothetical. Gene Ontology annotation, biological process: intermembrane lipid transfer. The transcript is spliced from 2 exons. Bases 1 to 1767 code for a protein of 588 amino acids. NCBI's taxonomy places the organism in Eukaryota, Evosea, Eumycetozoa, Dictyosteliales, Dictyosteliaceae. The record is from RefSeq and is a predicted model, not a curated record.